This is a messenger RNA of Alexandromys fortis (reed vole), 5407 nucleotides long. RefSeq names its product potassium inwardly rectifying channel subfamily J member 2 (gene Kcnj2). Gene Ontology annotation, cellular component: plasma membrane. Gene Ontology annotation, molecular function: inward rectifier potassium channel activity. The coding region runs from base 385 to 1668 and encodes 427 amino acids. Gene Ontology annotation, biological process: regulation of monoatomic ion transmembrane transport; potassium ion import across plasma membrane. The record is from RefSeq and is a predicted model, not a curated record. The transcript has 2 exons. NCBI's taxonomy places the organism in Eukaryota, Metazoa, Chordata, Mammalia, Rodentia, Cricetidae.
CAGCGCGCAGCCUUCCCGGCGCCGGCAAACAGGGUUUUGGGAAUUCUCACUUGCUUUGGCUCACUCUCCUUCACAAAAACCACUGGAUCUUACAUGCUUCUGUAACCCCACUUCCACUCCAUGGUCCCAUGAUCCUGUGCCAGCAACAGGACAAGUUCUCUGGAUGUCAGCUGAGUUACUAAGGUAACUCUAGCGGUCAAAAGGCAAACCUUGGUAGAAUCCCAAGGUCCUUGGAAGCAUCUAUCUCUCCUCAUUUUUCCUUUCUUUUUUUUAAUUUUUGGCUUGUGUGUCUCCACCGAACAUUCAAAACUGUUUCUUCAAAGGGUUUUGCAAAAACUCAGACUGUUUUCUAAAGCAGAAACACUGGCGUCCACGGCGGAAGCAAUGGGCAGUGUGCGAACCAACCGCUACAGCAUCGUCUCUUCGGAAGAAGAUGGCAUGAAGUUGGCCACCAUGGCAGUGGCCAACGGUUUCGGGAAUGGCAAGAGUAAAGUCCACACGCGACAACAGUGCAGGAGCCGCUUUGUGAAGAAAGACGGGCACUGCAAUGUUCAGUUCAUCAAUGUUGGUGAGAAGGGACAGAGGUACCUGGCAGACAUCUUUACCACCUGUGUGGACAUUCGUUGGCGAUGGAUGCUGGUUAUCUUCUGCCUAGCCUUUGUGCUCUCCUGGCUGUUCUUUGGCUGCGUGUUUUGGUUGAUAGCCCUGCUCCAUGGGGAUCUGGAUGCUUCUAAAGAGAGCAAAGCUUGCGUAUCCGAGGUCAACAGCUUCACGGCUGCUUUCCUCUUCUCCAUUGAGACCCAGACAACCAUCGGCUAUGGUUUCCGGUGUGUGACAGAUGAGUGCCCAAUUGCUGUUUUCAUGGUGGUUUUCCAGUCAAUCGUGGGCUGCAUCAUCGACGCCUUCAUCAUCGGUGCAGUCAUGGCAAAGAUGGCAAAGCCAAAGAAGAGAAACGAGACUCUUGUUUUCAGUCACAAUGCUGUGAUUGCCAUGAGGGACGGCAAGCUAUGCUUAAUGUGGAGGGUGGGCAAUCUUCGCAAAAGCCACCUUGUGGAAGCUCACGUGCGGGCACAGCUCCUCAAAUCCAGAAUCACUUCAGAAGGGGAGUAUAUCCCCUUGGACCAGAUAGAUAUCAAUGUUGGUUUUGAUAGUGGAAUUGACCGCAUAUUUCUAGUGUCCCCUAUCACUAUUGUCCACGAAAUAGAUGAAGACAGCCCUUUAUAUGACUUGAGUAAGCAGGAUAUUGACAAUGCAGACUUUGAAAUUGUUGUCAUACUGGAAGGCAUGGUGGAGGCCACCGCCAUGACCACACAGUGCCGGAGUUCAUAUCUGGCCAACGAAAUUCUCUGGGGUCACCGCUACGAACCCGUGCUCUUUGAAGAGAAACACUACUACAAAGUGGACUAUUCAAGAUUCCAUAAGACUUAUGAGGUACCUAACACUCCCCUUUGUAGUGCUAGAGACUUAGCAGAGAAGAAAUACAUCCUCUCCAAUGCGAAUUCAUUUUGCUACGAAAAUGAAGUUGCCCUCACAAGCAAAGAGGAAGAGGACAGUGAAAACGGAGUCCCAGAGAGCACCAGUACAGACUCACCUCCUGACAUAGACCUUCAUAACCAGGCAAGCGUACCUCUAGAACCCAGGCCCUUAAGGCGAGAAUCGGAGAUAUGACUGGCGGAUUCCAUCUUUGGAAUAUUUACGUCGCUACACAGUCUGUUGUUGGUCAGAGGUCCGAGACAGUUAUACAGACCAUGGUACUGGUCGAGAGGUGGGUGAAGGCGAGUAGCCACGAGAGACUAAGGCUAGCACAAAGGCUUCAAGGAAAGACUGUAAGCGGGAUGACUGAUGGCAAGCUCUUUGCAGGCCUCCGAGCCACCCGAUGGCACAUAUCCGUUGUAGGAAAGGUUGUGGGGUUUUAAAUGUAUUGUUUUGUGUUUUCUACAAAACUUGAAUAUGCAGGCAAGCCUCAGUUUGGGAGUUUAGUUUAUCUGGAAUGCUUCUCUUUAGGGGAACAAGAAUGAUUUUAAUGGCAUAACACAGGCAAGACUCUGCCUUAAUUUUUGAAAAGCUGCUAACUACAUGAACACAAACUGUAUUUUUGUUGCAGUGUAGGUUACCUUUUACGUAAUUUUAAAAAGUCAGUGUUGAACAUGGUUGAAGGCGCACAGUGUGCUUCAAAGUGUCAAGUAUUUGGCUAUUGACUGCCAAAAUGAGAGCCUGAUUUUCUGAGGCCAGUAAUUUUGUUUUGCUAAAGUUGAUCUCUUUGAUCUCUCUCUCUCUCUCUCUCUCUCUCUCUCUCUCUCUCUCUCUCCCUCUCCCUCUCUCCACUUUCUUGUUAUGUAAAGGUAUUAUGUAACCCUAGCCAAAUGGUAGCCUCUGGGUUUUAUUCUUUUCCUUCCCACUACACUAAUAGGUUAUCUCCAAUUUUCAGUUAGACUACCUAAAAUAAAUACCAAAGAGAAUGCACAUCUUUUUGCACAGUGGAGUUUAUAUUAACAAGGAAACAAAGCCCCAUGGGUUGUCUGGGAAAUCCAGAGACCCUAACUUUGAGCCUCAGCAAGAUGUUGAACAGCCUGCCUGUUCAUUCUGCACCUUAGUCUGAAAGAGAAGAAACAAAGUCGAUAAAUGUGUGUUUUCAAUUUUGUUCUUUUGUGCAUCCUUCUUAUUUGAAGGGGAAGGGGAAGGGGAAGGGGACAUGGGUCACACCCACAUACAGGCUAUCCCAAUGUCUUUCUUUCCCUGAUAGGUAGCGUAGGUCAGGCUAAUGUAUUCAAAGGAGGGAGAAAGAGAUACUCCACUCAGAUCGUUCUGAGCUUUUCUCUUUCUGCACAUUCCAAGGUCUUGCUUGAACUUGGUUGAUAACCUGGCAUCCUACAAACAGAGCCAUCCAGCAUGGAAGAUAGAUUUAAAAAUUUUGCAACCGAAUUAUGGCUUUGACAGUCAGGAAAUUUCUAACUUGGUGUCACAUUAGGAACGAUAUCUGGCCUCCAGGCUUGUCCUGCUGAGGCAUCUGCAGAGAGAGACAACAUGGGCUGAGUAUGCCAAAGCAGGGGAUUUCCGUGUGUGUGUGUGUGUGUGUGUGUGUGUGUGUGUGUGUGUGUAUGUGUGGGUGCUACUUCAAUGCAAAAAUCUACUUUACAAAGGAGAAGGAAGCUGCCUUUUGAAUGGCAGAAAAGGGUAGGAGAGAAUGUCUCAGUAUUUUUAGGGUCUUAGUGAGCCAUACAAACACAACACAAUUACAAGCUAAUGAGUUAGGAGUCUAACGGGUUAUUUCUCUCUGUGUACACACUCAUGACUAUUAUGAGCUGGUCAUUGUCUCUUGUAAAGUCCCGAAACAGGUUACCAAGGGCACAUUAUUUUCUAGAAUCCUCUUCGGCCUUGUCACCUGACUUGAUGAAAACACCUCUCUCCACCCCCACUCUAGCCCAAUAAUGAAACUCUCCCCCCACCUUUCUUUCUUUCUGUUUUAAAGCCCCCCGCUUGUGCAUCCCAGGGUUGCUCAUUUUGCCUUUUAGUUUGGAGUCUGAAAAUCAACUCUCGAAUGGUAUUAUACCCUAAUAUGCCAUUAAAAAUCAGCUUGUUCUUGAAUCAUGUAUUUUAUUUCAGUCGAUGUUUGUGCCGGUCUGUGGCUUGUGAGCAGCCGUAUCUGAACGCAGGGCCUGUUUCUGCUGUUAUCAACUGUCCUAAGUCCAACGGGUGGGUAACUGUGGGUGUUAUUCUCACGGAAAUCAAGAGGGCAGCGUUGAGAAAGGGUUCAUCAUUGUACAUCUGCGUUUAAAGGCAGGGUUAGGAAGUUGCUUGAAUCGGAGUUGGAGGGGUCGGUUGAAGACAAAGGGGACUGGCUUGUGACAGGCCGAGGCCAUGUGGAGGGCUUCAGGUGCUGCUAUUAAGGAGAUUUGCAGAGGAAAAUUAUCAAACCAAAGAGUAUUCAGUGGAAUGUAAAUCAAAUGAAGAUGCAGUGGAGAACUGGGGUGACCACCUGGCGGUCCCUCCAGACACACAGUGCUACCAUUAAAAAGACUUGAGUUAUUUGAAAAGGGGUGGGUCCAGGGGCAAGAAAAGAGGGAGGGGAGUCUUUCAACUUAUUUUUUAAAAAGAAGAACGCAUCUAAAAUUUCUGGUGCAUAGGUUUGUUUUUCGUUUUUUUGUUUUUUUUUUUUCAAGAAACUUUUGCAGAAGCUACAUUUUUUAAAGUGUACAUUUUAUAAAGUUUAUCAGAUAUUUUCAUAUUUAAAGCCAAAUGUAAAUAGAAAUCUGUAAAGGAAAAAAAAUACCAUAGGAGGUAUAAUUACAGCAGUGAUUCUGAGAGCUAGCACCUGUUAUGCUACCGGUUAGCAUGGUUUUAGCGAAUAUUACCAGCCUUUGGAGGUUUGUUUUGGUAUGUUCUUCUGUUAUUUAUUUCAGCAUGGACUGUUCCUUUCAAAAGCUUUUUUGUAGUUAUUAGCAUUUUAAUAGUUACGAGCUUUAAAUGGCUUUUUGUUUCGUUUUCUGCCAAGAGCCAAGACAUAGGUAAUGCACGGCAUUUCUCCCUGCAUUUUUACCUUCAGAAUAUCUGUCUUUGUUGACUGGGCCUCCGGAGCUAGUGCAUACACCUGCCACUAGUAUGCAGAUGGAGAGACUCACCUUGAACAUCUGGGCUUUAUUCCCAGAUGCCCAAUGCUUCUCUGCUGCGAGCAAAUCCCUCUAGGAUGUAUUCCCUUUUAAAGAAUGUAUGCCCGUGUCUGGAUGGGCAUUAUAUAUAUUUUUUGGAGGGGGGAGGCAUAGAUUCCUGGUUAUUCUAUUUUUAAAUAAAAGGUAGACAAAGUGAAUUCUAUUUUGAUUAUCGAGAAAGGAAUAGUUUUCUAUCCCUCUAAGAGUAUACUUGAAUCAGACAUUUCUAGAAUGUCGUAGAGCACUGUAGUCAUUUCCAUAUCCCUAGAGAAAGUUCCUUUGACUCCAUUCUCGUUCUGUUAAUGCGUUAUUCGUUGUCUUUCACUUCCUCUCUCCCUCAAUCUUGCUGUGUGUCUGAUGACCUUGGUCCCCCUUGCAGACAACGAAUGUCAGCUCUUAUCAUAUAAUCAGUCACCCCCUAAAAGCAAACGGUUCAUCCUUAGGGGUGGCUUAAGCUCCCCCUCACUCUGUUUAACGAUGUUAAGGUGGAAAGUACAAAAGGCUGCAUUACUGCAUCCCCUCCCACAACCUUCCGUAAACUAGAGUUUCUUUCCUUGGAAUGUUAGGUUUCAGCUCCGGGCUUUGGCGAGUUGAAUAAUCCUAGCCUUUGACAAUCAUGAUAGUUAUUAUUUUUCCCAUUUGCCAUCUUUUUGUAUCUAAAGUCUUCCUAUUGUACUGCACAAACCAUGGGUUGUACAUAUUUUUUUAUAUAUUAUGUCUUAUUUUAUUAUUUCUAAAUAAAAAUUAAAAAAUGAAAAUGA